GGAUCCUGACGGAAACGGACCGCUGGCACACAAUUACCAUGGCAACAUAAACACUAGGCAAGAAAACUUCGAAAAGGACCGGUAUUUCUGCGACUGAACCCUAAACGUAGUUACCUCAGGAUUUGUUUUCUCUUUUAACAUCUUAUUUAAAACACAAUGAUUGCACCGGCUGAGUCUCUCCUGAAAUACGACAAUCCAGUUCUGAUCAGGACAACCACCGACAGAAAAUCCGCCAAGGUGAGUUUACAAAGUUCAGCUAACGUCCCAUGGUUCAGGUACCGGAUGAUAAAGGAUAAAGGUGUAAUACCAAGUUGGGAGGAGGUACAGGAACAAAGGCACCAAAGAAUACAAAGAUAAUAUAUUAUUUAAGUGCAGGAGUUGAAAGUUAAAAAGGCCAUGAUAUAGUGGCAGAGGGUCCAAAAUGUGCAAUAAAUAGAUGUCAGAACAAAUCAACAACUCCUCCCUGAGUUAAUAUAAAGUCAACAACUCAGAAUUUGUUGGUUUCUUAUUUUAACUUUAAUAAUCCCCAGGGGGAAAUUGCUUUUCAUUACAGUAACUCCAGUGCAAAUAAAGUAGAAAGAGGAGAUAAAUAACAGAUAAAAGUAGAUAAAAUAGAUAAGUAGAUAAAAUAGGUAAAAUAAGUAAAAAUAAAGAUAAAAUAUACAAGUACGUACACUAAAUACACACCAUAAUAGUAAAAUAGUGUGUAUAUAAACAGUAAAAAAUAAGAAUUCACCUCUGACAUUAAUGGUCCCCUGUUGGUUUUACAACACUGAGUUAGGGAGGUUAUGCUUUCGUAUAAUCUGUGAGACAAUCUUACUUUUCAACUGUUUGCCCAUUAUAUAUAUAUAUAUAUAUAUAUAUAUAUAUAUAUAUAUAUAUAUAUAUAUGCUAUUUAUUUCAAACAUAUUAUUAAACAAUUAAACAACAACAACAAAAAACCUUAUAAAAUCUUGUCACUACAGGGACGCCCUUUGAAAGUGAGCCCUCAGCUGCCUUUGGACUCUUCCCCUGUCCCCCCACCUCCAAAACCCAAAUCCAGCUCCGUUGAUGUUGUUCAGCUGGAAAAUGAGGAGAUCCUGAACAUCAUCCUGCCGCCCAGGUCUAACUUUCCCCAUUCACUGUAUAUUUGUCAACAUGCCCAGUCUACUCCUAUGUUUACAUCCACCUGUGUUAUCACAGAGAGUGGAUGGACGGGAACCAGCUGUGGGUGCAGCAAGUGUCCAAUGCUCCUUGUACAAGAACAGAUGUAAUCCGCCUGGAGGAGAUGCUGGACACAAAGCUGCAGCAAAGGCAGGCCAGACAGACUGGGAUAUGUCCUGUCCGCAGAGAGCUCUACACUCAGUGCUUUGGUAAGGGAAACUGCCAUGCCAACAAUUCAGGUGCACAGGACCAUCUAGAGUACAAUAGAGUACAUGAUCUGAGUUUCAGAUCAUGUACUCUUUUUUUGAGAUUUGAACCUCCAUUGAAAGUACAUUCAUCCAGUCAUCUUUAUCUGCUCUGGACUGACAGACUUUUUGUACUCCUUUCAGAUGAGCUAAUCAGACAAGUGACAAUAAACUGUGGUGAACGAGGCAUGCUGCUGACGCGGGUCAGAGAUGAGAUUCAAAUGACCAUCGCCGCCUAUCAGACUCUGUAUGAAAGCAGUGUGGCCUUUGGGAUGAGGAAAGCACUGCUUGCUGAACAGGGCAAGUCUGACAUGGAGAAAAGAGUGAGGAUAUUGUUACUUCUUAUGCUUAAUUUGCCAUUAAAACUCUCAUUAGUAUUUACAGAGAGUAAUUCCAGACAUACAGUAGUUCUGCUACUAAAGCUAAGGGACUAAUUAAGCUUUUAAGUUAUCCAGCAGAGGGCACCAUUUCCCUUCCAGAGUAAAUCUGGUGGGCUGGUGUCCACCUCAAGAAACCAAUUCGACAUUCAGAGCAAAUCUGUGACUCUCUCCAAACACCCAGAUUGAUGAACUUGAAGACGAAAAACUCGAGCUGAAGAAGGAGCUGAACGAACAGAAAGCUGAAUGGGAUGCAUACAAAAAAAGCGAAAACGAAAGGCGACAGAUCGAUGAGAAGAAACACGCCGAGGAGAUCCAGUUCUUUCAAAGAACCAACCAGCAGCUCAAGGUGACCUUUUUCAGAAUCAAAUGUCUUAUAAAAGUAUUCUCUUUAGAGUUUACACUGGUAGUGGAUGUUUUUCACUAAUUUUAUUUUGUUUUCCUCUUCAGACCCAACUGGAAGGAAUCAUCACACCCAAGAAGUAACUCAUUCAACAUGGACUGGGACUCCUUCUCAAAGUAUACAGUGUUCAUUUUCUUAUUUCUAAAUGCCAAAUAACACAUGUACAACAGCGUCAUUAGCAAGUGUUUUAUUGUCUCCAACAGCACGACAUAACAAGUACAGUUCAAACAAUCACUGUACAUUUCUCUUGAACAUCAAGAGAGCAUUACAUCUGUAUGUGAUGAAUGAAAUGUCAUUCAAAAGCAGGGGAGAGAGCUGAAGAGGCAAAAACAGUGAUUUCCCUGAAAGACACAUUAAGUCGUGUCUGACAAAAUCAGUUUAUCAAACUGAUCCAGUUCCACCUUAUUCCCACUUUUUCUUUAAAACACAGUCUUUCGUCUAAUUUAAAUAAAAGGUUUCUUGUAUUUUAA
Xyrichtys novacula (pearly razorfish) is the source of this 2638-nucleotide messenger RNA. The record is from the annotation of a GenBank genome assembly. Lineage: Eukaryota; Metazoa; Chordata; Actinopteri; Labriformes; Labridae.